This is a messenger RNA of Paramuricea clavata, 5209 nucleotides long. The record is from the annotation of a GenBank genome assembly. Lineage: Eukaryota; Metazoa; Cnidaria; Anthozoa; Malacalcyonacea; Plexauridae.
AGUAUUCAUUGGUCAAGCUGGACAAUACUUGUAAGAUAAAUAAACCACAAUCAGAGAUCAUGUGGUUACAUGGUGAACAUCAUAUGUACCCGACUGCAUUUUACACAUGAUAUUUUGACCAUGGAAAAGUAUGAGAACUUGGGUUUAGUUGGAGAAGGAUCUUAUGGCAUGGUGAUGAAGUGUCGCCACAAGGAGUCCAAUCAAAUUGUUGCAAUUAAGAAGUUUUUAGAGUCUGAAGAUGAUAAAAUGGUUAAGAAAAUUGCAAUGAGAGAAGUGCGCAUGUUGAAGGUAGUACAGAAUGUUCACAAUAUUUUCAUUACAAUUGUAAUACUGUAUAAUUACUUGAUGCAUUAAAUUGCAGUAUGCUCCAAUGUGCCCUACUCAUCAAGGACAGAACUGGUGCUAAAUUGGUUAACCGGGCUAUCUGCCCAUGUGUUUAGUUAACCCAUUAAUUUAUUAUUUUACUCUGUUUAAUUAAAUUAAUGAGUAAAAUCAUCCCCUGGUUGAGUAAAAUCAUCUGGUGUAUGUUAGACAGAGUACUGUAAAGUAAUAAAGUAGGGUGUGUUUGGCAGGUGGGAAGAAGGGGAAUGCAACUUGAUGGGUCAGGGCCUGAAGUUUGUAGUAUCCCGAUAUCCACUAUUAAAGGAUCAUUUCCACUCAAGAAAAUUUUCCACAGAAAAAAAAAUUGUAAAAUGUGAUAAGGCCAACACAAAACUUAUAAAUUUGAAACAAUGAUAUUUUCAAGUUCUUGGUAUGUUUGCAUGGCAAUAAAACAUAUUUUUUGUUUGUGGAAACACCACGUAAAUUUAUUACUGCAAAGCUUUUGAUCCGUAAGCCCGGAUCUUCAUCAGUGCUAAUAAUAUAUGACUUGUAAUGUUCAAUUCACGCCCCCUUUUUAUAUACAAAAGUGUUGUGAUCUGUUGGCUCGCGUCAUUUGAAAUCUAAUUGAAUGGCACAUCAACAAUGUCAUUUCAAACGUAGUGAAGUGAUUCAAAUUAAUGCGUGCACAUCCAAGACAAACAAAAUUAAUUUUGGAAUCCGAAUGAUAUUUUCGAAAAAUGUUCUGUCUGUGGAAAUUUUUCUUGAGUGGAAAUGGGCCUUAAGGUUUGGUUUGGAUAUUAUCCCAACUGGAUACUACAAAAUUACUAAAAAUUUCAAACAUUAGGAUAAUGCUAAAUGCCUUGGUCUGUCAAUAGCUUUGAAUAAUAUGAGUCCGCUUUCUUGAAAAUAACCAGCCUUUGAUUUCUAACUUGGUGGUUUUCUGUAGUUGUUGGCUGUCGAGUCUCCUGUUGUUAUUGUAAUUUAUAACAAUGAGAGAAAUGUACUAUAUACACUUGGAACCUUUAAUGGUUCAGGGAUGCCAAAAAUCGUGGUAACCAGUAUCCAGAAGUGGGAUACUGGAUUCUCAGAUGGGAUACCAGUAUUACCAGAACUUUGAAUCCUGAUAUCCAGUCUUGUGGGUUAAAUGCAAUCAGAUUUCACAAUAACAACAAUCAUAAUGCAUGUUAUAUACAGAACUCUGGGAAAGCCGAAAGAUAACCAGUGAAAAACAGGGAAGAAAUGCGAAAAAUGCCAGCAUUGACAAUAAAUUUAAAUCAGAUUGUUCUCUGUGUUUUUAUAAGACAGUUGGUGAAAAUAUAACAUGUGAAAUGAGAAGCUAACUGCUUUAGCUUGCAUUUGGUAACCACACUUUUCCUAGCCUACGGUGUACUCUGACCCCAGCAGAAACAUGUUUUGUGAGGGGUCUACGUUUUGGGUAAAUUAACUUCAAUUUAUUCAAAAUUCUGAAGCGUGCGCAUUUGGCGCUCAUUAAAAUGUUCUAUGGCGGGCUUUGUGCAAUAAAAUAUACCCAGACUGUAUAUAUACCCAACCAUUAAACACAUGUUCGAACGGACUAAAAAGUUCUUGUCAUUCGUACAAACUGUUAGGCUGUUAAACUUGUCAAGAUAUCCAUUUUCUGAAGUCGAAGACAAAGUCGAUUUCACACUGUCUAAAUGUAGCCGGCAUAAAAGCUUUAUCACAAGUCGGCUCGAAUCCCAGUUUCCUCAUUACAUUUACCAAUAGCGUUUAAUGCUGUUUCGUGCACGUUGGUUAUCGUGUUGUCUAGGCUCUAGCUCACAUAUUAAACUGGUCGCCAGGAGGCCAGGCAUGCUUUACAAAUGCUAUUUGUAAGUGAAAUGGAGAAGGAAAGGUUGUCUAACUCCUUACGUACAGUGUCCUUGCUGUCCAAGAAAUUAAUAUCGCUUUUAUUCUACUGGGACUUUGAAGUAAAGAACACAUUUGUAUUGCACAGAGCCAGCUAUGGAACAUUUUAAUAAGCGCCAAAUGAAAAUUUACAUUCACCAUUCACGCACGCUUCAGAAAUUUGAAUAAAUUGAAGUUAAUUUACCCAAAACGUAAAACGGAUGACGUAUGCCGGGCAAGCUUUUCUUUGUUUAUUCGUAGACCCCUCACAAAAUGUGUUUCUGCUGGGGUCUACACCGUAGGCUACACUUUUCCACAUUCAAAUGCUUUGAAAAUCAAGCUAUUGCCAUAUCAUAUAUCUUACCAGUAGAGCAGAAACAACAAUUUUAUAAGGCUUUUAAGUUCUGCUUUGUCUUGUUUCUGUUUGAACUGAACACAGUUCAUGCUAGCCUAUAAUAAUUAAAUGGUUUUAAAUUUAAAGCCAUAAAAAAUAAAAUAAAUUUAGACUGAAAAUUAGCAAUAUUGCAAUGAUAUGAUAACCAGCUUUUAUCUAGUAGACUAGUCUAGUAGACAGCAACUAUGUCCUGCUAGAUUAUUUCUGUGAAGGAUCAACAUCAUGCUGCAUGUUGAAUAUAUACUCAUUAAAUCUGUAUCCAUAGUCCUUCAAUUUUUACAUACCUUUAAUUUGAUUUGUAAAGUGCAACAGAAAUAAAAAAAUAAAUUUUAAGGCUUAUAUAAUCCAACUAACUUUAAGGUUAAUAUACUUCAGAUUGGUUUUGCCAUGUUGAUUUACCACUCUGUGUUUGAUCCAGUGGACAUUCGGUUUAAAAGUAUGUUACAUUGCUGACGUAUAUCAUGUUUCAUAGAGAGAAAGCGUACCAUGCUGUGAGUGACUUAACCCAGUUGUAACUUGUGUUGCUACUUAAUGCACCCAGGACAUCUAUAACAUGAUAUAUACUCAUCAAGGGGAGAGUACUGGUGCUCAGUUGGGUUAACUUCAGCGUCAAAUUUCUUGACUGACUUAUAGCCCAUGUUUUCCAAGAAGCGUAACUCAAAUGGUCCAAAUUAUGUUUCUUUCUUCGAGUUAAGCCCUGGAAGAAAGUGGAUGUGUGCUGUGGUUGGGGCAUGGUCAGGACCAUAUAUAAGAUAUCUAUGGUCAGGAUUUAACUUGAUGGGCUUAACUUGAAGAUUACCUACCUCGUUUUCAGAUUGAGACAUUUAUGAAGUUUUUGGUCAUCUUGCUUGGUAGAACUAACAGUUGAAGUCUUUUUGUAGAUGGAAAUUUUGAGGUCUAAUCAGGAGCAGCUGCGACAAUUUUAGGCCUAACCAGGAGCAGAUCUGUGAAAUCAGGAAUCGAACCUAAUCAGGAAUCGAACCUGUGCUGGCUGUGCAUGGCCAUGCGAUCCCAGUGCAGCACUCCAAGCAACUGAGCUACAGAGGCCAGUUGUUGAGUUCUAACCACAAGUGAAAUCGCAGGGUCACUGGUUCAAUUCCAAUUGCUCGGGUACGAGAUUGGUUCGAUUUCUGCCAGAGGACCUACUGCAUACAGAUCUGCUUGGUCUUGGUUAGGCUUAAAAUUGAAUGUAAUCUUCUGCUCCAAAUUUCCAUCUGCAAAUUAAAACCUUUAACAAGAGAGAUUUGCAUAUGGUCUGGAUAGUAAUCAAUUAAAUGUCAACUGAAGGUAUUGCCUAUUGUAGUAUUGAGCAGCAAAAUCAUUAAUAAAGUGGGGCGCAUCGGACACAUUGUCACUAGUGAGAUGUGUUAGUCACUGUAGAAUUUGAAAUUGUUCAAUUAAGUAGGCUCAAGAACAGUUAGAUAAUGUUUGUCGUAAACUACAGUUUUCUGAAAGAAGAGGUGUGUUUUUUGGCAGCAAACGGCAAUUGUGUGUGAAAAUGAAUCUAUCCAACAAAUCCAAGGCACUUUUUGCUAUUGGUUAUCAGACACUUAUUAUUCAUUAUUUAUUAUACGCUGCAGUAAAACAAUAUAUCAAAGAAAUUAGAACAAGGGAAUAUACCUGUAAUACUUAAGAACUUAUUAAUAAUUUAUAAAGAAAAUGAAAAGAACUUAAUCUUAAUAUCUGUAAAUUGGAUAUUAAUUAUAUGUAUAUGCGUUGUUUUUGUAUUAAUUGUCGUUAAUUUUAUGUAUUACUGAAUUGUUAAUUGUCAUUAGACAUUAUGCUGAUCAACCUCGUACCCAGGGUAUUUCCUCCAAGAGCAAAUACCCUGGGUACGAGGUUGUAUGCUGAUUAUCUGGGACAGAAAAAAUGUCAUCGAAUCGCUGUGGAACUCUAAAUUAAUUGAUGGCAUUUUUUGUCUAUGACUAUGAUGAUUUAUUAAAAUUGCGAGAACUAUCCACCACGUGUUUCUUGCCUGCCACAGACUGUUUUUCUUGAGAGAAUGAUUGAAAUGCCUGUUUUACCCACUGUCGGUGCAAGAGAUGUUUAAUACACUCGGGUACCAUUGGCUCCCACACUUGUGUGGAACUUUUUUUAUUUCCACACAUUUACUCAAAACAUUGAUAACCCAUAAUUGUGUUUCCUCUAUAUUUGCAGCAACUAAGACAUGAAAACUUGGUGAAUCUGAUAGAAGUAUUUAGAAGGAAGAAACGGUUGUUCCUUGUGUUUGAAUUUGUUGAUCAUACUGUACUUGAUGACUUAGAACGAUACCCAAAUGGUUUAGAUCAGAUAAGAGUGAAGAAAAUUAUGUGGCAAGUUGUUAGGGCAUUGGAAUUUUGCCAUAAUCACAAUGUAAGUACAACACAUUUUGUGGAUUUAGUGCCAGAUCACUUUUUGAUCUAUUUACACUGCCUCGUAUUUGUGUUUAGGUAAUUCAUAGAGAUGUGAAACCAGAAAAUAUUCUUGUUUCAAAGUCUGGAGUUGUUAAAGUUUGUGAUUUUGGUUUUGCCAGGACAACAGGUGUGUGGCUUAAUUAAUAGACGAUUGUCAAAAACAAUAAUACCAAAUCAAGCGCACGGAGCCUCGUUCUCACGCAGGGGCGAAACUAGCCCCUUUUAAUUGGGGGGGGGG